GAGUCGCAGUCGCUGCUGUGGGAGCGCCUGGUGGGGCUGGGCCGCCCCUUUUCCGCCUACCUGCUGCCGCUCAUGAAGGAGUACUUUCCUCAGCUGCCGGAGGAUAAGGGUGCAGAGGAUCUGUAUGCCGCGCUGAACAUCGUCAAGGUGCCCUCCAUGAUUCGUGUUGAGUCAGAUGAGGUGACCUACCCACUGCACAUCAUCAUCAGGUAUGAGCUGGAGAAGGCGCUGGUGGAGGGGAGCAUCCAGGUGGCCGACCUGCCGCAGCUGUGGAACCAGAAGAUGAACGAGUAUCUGGGGUGCGAGCCCGAGAGCGACGCGCGCGGCGUGCUGCAGGACGUGCACUGGUCUGCGGGGCUGUUCGGGUACUUCCCCACCUACAGCCUGGGCGCCAUGUAUGCCACCCAGAUCUUCAAGGCGGCGGAGGCGGAGCUGCCGGGCCUGGCUGACGACAUCGCGGGCGGCAGGUUUGAGCGCCUGCGGCUGUGGCUCAAGGAGAAGAUCCACAAGGUCGGCUCGCUGCACACCAGCGGCGAUGAGCUGAUGAAAGCGGUGACGGGGGCGCCGCUGGACCCCCAGGUGUUCCUGGCAUACAUCAAGGACAAGUACUCGGAGCUGUACCGCCUGUGAAGGUGGGAGGGAAGCGAACCGAAUGGCAGAGGUAGGCGGGUGCCACCGUCGCCCGCUGCGUAAGAGGCACCUCGCCUCGCGUCCAAGCGUCGGUUGUGCACUGAUCAGUCAUUGGUGUAAGUUGGAAGUCUCUCUCGGGAGUUGCCAUGGAAGGUAUACCACGGCACCCUCCGGGUCGAAUGCCCGCACUUGUGCAAGUAUCGGUGGCUGCCGGCGGCCGUUGCACUCCCUGUGACGCCGCCAACUGGCCAGCUGGUACUGCCGGUGAUGUUGGCAUUGGCAUUGUGCAACCCAUCAUUCAUUCACAGAGAGCAUCCCAGACCCGAAUUUCGGCUCGGGAAACAUCCGCAACUGGGCUUGCCGCGUCCCCAAUUCUGGCGCGCCACCUGUCAAUUAUUUUGUAGUAAUCAAUGAAAGGACUGUUUGAAGUCCAACGUCGCCGCCUCCCCAGAAGCGAGCUGUGCACCUGUUUCCUCUCUGUCAACUACCACCAUGACGACCACACCACACCAAGUCGCGGACCCAGUUCCAGAGGGCGCCCCACUGGAGGAGUCGCUGAGCUACCUAGCCCUGGUGUCGCCGCGGUCACGGGGUCGCAAGCUGGCGCAGCGGGCGGACUCCAAGGUGCUGCAGGCCCGCAGCGCCAGCCUGGAGCGCGCCUUCAGCGACACCAAGCGCCAGUCGGCAGACGGCGGGCUGGUGCCCCGCCCUUGCACGCUGGGCAGGUUUCUGGCGGGACGGCUGGCGGAUGUAGGGGUGAAGCACUGGUUUGGUGUGCCGGGCGACUUCAACUUGGCUCUGCUGGAUGAGCUGCUGGGCGAGCGGCGCCUGAAAAUGAUUUCGUGCUGCAACGAGCUGAACGCCGGGUAUGCCGCCGACGGGUACGGCCGGGCCAACGGCAUCGCCUGCCUGGUGGCCACGUUCAGCGUGGGCGGCCUGAGCGCCAUCAAUGCCGUGGCUGGGGCCUACAGCGAGAAUGUGCCGGUGGUUGUGGUGGUGGGGGCGCCUCCCACCACCGCCUGGAACAGCAACCGGGUGGUGCACCACACGCUGGGCCACGGCGGCGACCUUAACUUCGAGCUGGAGUGCUACCGCCAGGUCACCUGCUACCAGUGUGUGCUGCGGGAUGCGGAGAGCGCGUACGACCAGAUUAACCGGGCCAUCCUGGCGGCCUGCGAGCACCGUAAGCCCGUCUACAUCAGCGUGCCCGCCAACCUGGCCACCCUGGCGCACCCCGCCUUUGCCCAGGAGCCCGCGCCGCUGGUCAUCCCGCCGCCCGUGUCGGCGGCAGCCAACCUGGAGACCGCCGUCUCGCGGGCCGCCGCAUUCCUGAACAAGGCGAUCAAGCCUGUGCUCGUGUGUGGCGCUCACAUGCGCAGCGCCCGCGCCCGCUCCGCCAUGAUCGCCCUGGCUGAGGCCUCUGGGUACCCAGUGGCUGUGAUGGUGAACAGCAAGGGCCUGUUCCCGGAAGACCAUCCCAACUACAUCGGCCUGUUCUGGGCAUCCAUCUCCACGCCCUACACAGGGGAGGUGGUGGUCUCCUCUGACGCACACCUCUUUGCCGGCCCGAUCUUCAACGACCUCUCCACCGCCGGCUUCUCCCUGAUGAUCGACCCCGCCGCCACCAUCGAUGUGGGUCCCGACACAGUGACGGUCGGUACCGCCGGCUUCUUCGGCCAGGUGCAGCUGGAAGACUUCCUGGAGGCGCUGAUCCCCAAGGUGAGGCGCAACUCUGCACUGCUGGACAAGUACCGCACGAUGUACAUCCCACCUGGCGUGCCGCCGCAGCUUCCGCCCGGCACCCCGCUGCUGCUCAACCGCGUGUACAAGCAGAUCCAGGUCACCCUGAGCUCCUCCCACACCAUCGUGGUGGAUGCCGGCGACAGCUGGUUCAACGCGGUGAAGCUGCGGCUGCCGCCGGGGGCCGGCUGGGAGAUCCAGUCCCAGUACGCCUCCAUCGGGUGGAGCCUGGGCGCCACGCUGGGCUACACGCUGGGCGCACCCACCAAGCGGGUGGUCAACAUCAUCGGCGACGGCGCCUUCCAGAUGACUGCCCAGGAGCUGUCCACCAUCAUCCGGUACCGCCUCUCCCCCAUCAUCAUGAUCAUGAACAACGCCUCGUAUGGCAUCGAGGUUGAGAUCCACGAUGGGCCCUACAAUGAGCUCAACUCCUGGGACUACAAAAGCCUGGCGCUGGCGCUCGACAACGGCGGCGGCCGCGUGCAUGCUGUGCAGGUUCGCACCGAGGAGGAGUGUGCGGCGGCGAUGCAGGCGGCACAGGGCAUGCAGGACAAGGCUGUGGUGAUCGAGUGUGUGCUUGAUAAAGAUGACUGCAGCGUGGAGCUGCUGCAGCUGGGUAAGACGCUGCAAAACUCCAACAAAAAGGCGUGA
Chlorella variabilis is the source of this 3021-nucleotide messenger RNA. RefSeq lists its product as hypothetical. The transcript has 22 exons. Gene Ontology annotation, molecular function: thiamine pyrophosphate binding; carboxy-lyase activity; magnesium ion binding. Lineage: Eukaryota; Viridiplantae; Chlorophyta; Trebouxiophyceae; Chlorellales; Chlorellaceae. The coding region runs from base 1123 to 3021 and encodes 632 amino acids. The record is from RefSeq and is a predicted model, not a curated record.